UCUCUGUUUGAUAGACUAUGACAGAGGUUCCUUAAUUGAUCUGGUAUGCAGCCUGCAGGUUGCUGGCAAACCAGCUUAGCCUAUGACGACCAAUCCGCAAUGCAGAGCCUCCUGCAGAACAUCGGGGUAUAAUGUGAAUUCUAAUACCUACUGUAUGCUACCUGUGCAGUGCGGACUUCGCUUUCUUCCGCUAAUCCUGUCUGUUUUGGUUAAUAGCUCGUAUGGCAUCGCUUACUUUCUUCUGGGCGGCGGGGCCUGAACAAGACCGGACUAGUUCCUUCUUGCAGCCAUCAUCAUCUUCUGUCUUCUUGAAUCUCAGCUAGCAGCCUAGAAAAAGAUGACUAUCACCCACGAAAGCCACUCCCAGUUCGUAGUGACCUGGGACUUGGCGUUGAAAAGAUAUACAGCGGCUGUGGGCAGACAACUCGAUGAUCCCUCACUACCCCACCCCUCUUCAGUGGAAGAGUUGCUCAAUCGGCUGGAUAGCCAGAAUGGUCAUUUUAGCCAGUUUAGAGAGAACAAGCGCUCGCUUUUCAACAUUCUGACAUGCAUAUGCAAUCCAAUUGAACGCUUUGGGUCUAUGGCUGCAAGCAUUGCCUCUAACGCCUUUCCAGCCAGUGGCGUGUGCUUCAGCGCCAUUACAUAUCUUAUUGAUGCUGCGAAAGAUGUGUCCGCAUCUUAUAAUGCAGUCAUAGAACUAUUUGUCACCUUAAAGGACUUCCUUGUCCGCCUCGCCAUCUACGACGGUAGUCGCAUGUCUGAUGCACUUCAAGCAAAGGUUGUUGAUAUCCUAGCUACCCUACUUGAAAUCUUUGGUCAAGCGACUAAGCUAGUCCGGGCUGGGUUGAGAGGCCGAAUCAUCCAAUUUACCAAAAAUGCCCUGCUCGGCUCUGAUAAGACCUUGCAGGGGUUGGUCGCCAAGUUGGACAGGCUCUGUCAAACAGAACAUCAACUAGUUGGAGCAGAGACCCUGAGUGAGACUAAGAAGGCCAACGUGGCUGUUGAGAAUCUGUCUGCUGUGCUUAAUGGAGCUAGUCUUGUACUAGAAGAUAACCAUGGUAGGUUAGCUCAGGCUCAGGCGGAUCUCCAACGUCUCGUGGAAGGUCAGAAUGAUCUUCGCCAGGAGGUGCAUCGGGACAUUAGUAGCCUGUUAGGUUCAUUCAUAGGGUCAGGUGCGAAGGCCAAUGGUGAUUCUGAUUACCUGAGGACACUCCUACAGCCGUCACUGGCUCCUUCAGACAUGUAUUACACCUUCGCAAGAAAACGGCUGUCUGGUACUGGAGAAUGGAUUGAGGCAGAGGUGGGAUUUCGGUCAUGGCUGAAUCAGGAGCAACCCCUACUCUGGAUUAAUGGACCACCCGGUUCUGGCAAGAGCUUUCUCGCAGAAUACAUUAUUUCGAACCUGAAGACAAGAUUUCCCCAAGGCGUCGACCAAGGUUCAGAAAUCUCUGUUGGCUACUACUUUUUCAAGGACAACAACCCACAAACGAGAGGAUUGCACCAGGCGUUACGAGAUGUGGCAUAUCAAAUCUGCCUCAAUGAUUCCGUAUAUGCUGGGCACGUUGCGGCUCGUUGCAGGGCACCUGGUGAUAUAAGCAGUCUUCAGAGCGCAUGGACGACCCUGUUCCGGGACUACUUCAUUGAAGGCGAUGCAGGUAACCGGCGUGCCUAUAUUGUUCUAGACGGUCUGGACGAAUGUAUGGAGGCUGAUCGGCAGAGUCUCCUGGAGUUUAUGCGUGAGCUCACAGCUGAUGAAUCUGAGAGCAAAUCCAGGGUACAAUUUGUUAUGCUGGGACGACCUCACCUUUCGGCCGAUGUAGCCGAUGCGUUUCAUGAGUCUGUAUCAUCAAUUUCCAUAGAUCGAUCCAAGAAUGAUGAUGAUAUCGCUCGCUAUGUAGAGCAUUCUGUGAGGAGGUCCAGGAACAUCGCUCGUGCGCCUUCAAGCCUGCGGAAAGAAGUUAUGGAAUUCCUUGUGAAGCACGCACAGGGAAUGUUUCUUUGGGUUGAUCUAAUGACACAAGAAUUGGGACGACAUAAUCGCGCGAGCAGUAUUAGAGAGUGCUUGCAACGACCGCCAAAAGGUCUAUAUGAGGCCAUGAGACGUACACUGGAAGGCCUCAGCGCUUAUUUGAAGGGCGAUGACCCCGAAGAAUUGAAUACCAUAUUGGGAUGGGUUGCGUGUGCUUCGCGUCCUCUUUCUCUUCGAGAGAUCGAAGCCACGCUGACCCUAGGUUCCUCUGACCAAGACGAUAUUCUUGACAUCGAAAGCCUGCUCAGGUUGCAAUUUGCAUCCUUCUUGGCGCUCGUGAGAGAUGAUGGCCUGACAACAUCCGACUUGCAGGCGGAAGUAGAUUUAUCCCCUCUUCAGAUCGACGAUGAUCUUGAUGAAGAUGCGGAGGACUUCAAGCUUGAAAAUGAUUUCAGUUCCAACCCGGAAACCACAGAAGUCAUGUUCUGCCAUGCCUCCAUUGGUGAUUUCUUUCGUGAUGAAAACGAGAACAAGCGCUCUGCAGGCCCCGAAUUCGUGGCAAUUGGGGUUGAUAUUGUUGAGUCGAGAAUCUCGACGCUGAAGGCGUGUCUACAGUUGGUUUGUAACUCAACCGAAUGUCCGCACCUCCGGAAUUAUGCACUUGUCUGGUGGCAUAGUCAUGUUAAGGCUGUCAUUCCUCACAUACAUCGAAUCGGAGGGUCUGAUCUGCAGGAAAUCAGAAGCCUCUUGCUAAAAACACUUCGUGACGAAUCAGUAUUGGAGGCUUGGAUUAGCUUACGGGAUGCAGAUGACUUCUGGUCCUUGGAUACCUUGGACCCAAUCGCUAAGCUUCUAGAUGAUAAGCUGUUUGUGGACUCUUUGCCGUUGGACAUGCGCGAUUGGGUGCUGAGCAGUAUCCAGGAGCCCGCGAGGCUGCUCGUUCCAGCUGCGGAGUGCAUUGCGAACAAAUGGCUCCAAGGCUACCGAUGGGACGCACGUACAUGCAUGUUGAUCAUACAUCGGAUCAGAUGCCUGCUUGAAGGCAAGCUAGAUGAAGAAUUCCCUGAUGCCCCUGCUGCUUCCAUUGUGCUUGAUUCGGCAGAAUGGGCCAAACUUCCAAAGACAGCAGAAUGGAACCGGCGAGUUGCCGUUUGCCUGAGGGACACGGCACACUAUGAGGAAGCCCAGGCUUACUUUGAAGCGGCAUUAGAACUGGACGAUCAGAUGUGGCUCGCUAGGAGCGGUCUAGCAUAUCUGUACAGCCUCAGUGGGCAACAUGAGAAGUCUCUCGAGCUCUACAAAGAGAAUAUUGAAAUUUUGGAGACGACUUUCGGAAACCCCGAGAAGCGUGAUAAGCUCCCUCAUGAUGUUGAGGGAGAUGAUGUUGCAGACACCUACCAGUCUAUAGGCGAAGAACUUCUGUCACUCGGAGAUAGAGCGAGUGCUUUAGUUUAUUUGGAAAAGGCUCUUCAUGUUACCACAGAGGGCAAGUUCCUCUCUAAAUACAUUCAACUCCUUGCAGAGGAGAAUACCCCUGAGGCAAACGAGAAGAUCAUACAGCACCUGAAAGGGUUAGACACUGCAUCCGGCGACAAUGGCGCCACCCGCUUGACAGAGUGUCUCUCGGAGAAUUCAAGAUUGGUCUGGAGCAGUGACUUCUACCAGGCUAUCGCGUUUGCUGCCAAAUCAACAGAUCAGCUCGAAUGGCUAGAAUAUGCCUACGGGACAGCAAUCGAGGUAGCGAAGAAACAGCGCAACUCAGUCUUGGCCUUUGCUCUGCAGGUGUCUUUGGCAGACCUCUUCAUCAGCUAUGACAACAAGGAAUCCCGCGCUCUCGAGAUCUGGCAGAUGGUAAUGGACUUUCCUGCAACUUUCAUGCAGGGGAACCUGCUGAUGCUAUACAUACAAUCGCUAGUAAGCAGGUACUACGGUGCCUAUCUGAUUACCAAGGCCACUCAAGCCGGGCCAGGCACCGCAGAUGCGGAACGCUACAUUCACACACUACAACGGAUCGCUAAACGGAGAGUGGUCCACUCGGACCAUGUCUCCGAAUGGGCUGCGAACAACUUUGCCACAGCUAUUCUCGGUUUGUGGUAUCACCGAAUCGGUCAACCGGAGAAGGCCCGGGAAUACUGUCUCCCGUUCGUCAAGCAGUUUGUCUUUGCCGAUGACGACGCGAUAAGUACAUAUACAACCAGCUACGCGUUCGCAAAGCUACUACUCAUGAUGGGUGACGAGUCCACCGCGGUAGCUAUCCUUAUCAGCGUCAGCUCCCCAGAGGAGGUAGCUUGGAUUUGCGAAGCCCGAUGUGGAGUGUCGUCUUCAACUUGGGAGAAGAGCAAUAUUUGCCGCGAAUGCGCGGUCGAUCUGUGUGAUGACUGUGUGCGGCUGGUGAAGGAGAGGAAGCCGACGAGGGUAAAUAUCUGUAGUCCGGAUCACUCGUGGGCUAGGAUUCCGGAGGCGUCUGCUCCUUUAGGACCUGAUGAUGUGCGUGUGGAUGAGGUGGUCUCGAUACAGGACGUGAAGGGCAAGGUUAAGAAGCAGUGGGGGCUGUGAUGAAUGUGUGUGACUGCUGCUGAUUGUAUGGCAGCUAUACAGAUAUCAAUAUUUGUUUUGCCAGUAACUGAUUGCCU
Messenger RNA from Aspergillus welwitschiae, 4602 nucleotides. RefSeq lists its product as uncharacterized. The transcript has 3 exons. Lineage: Eukaryota; Fungi; Ascomycota; Eurotiomycetes; Eurotiales; Aspergillaceae. Gene Ontology annotation, molecular function: protein binding; ATP hydrolysis activity. The record is from RefSeq and is a predicted model, not a curated record. Bases 338 to 4525 code for a protein of 1395 amino acids.